CUCAUCCCGGUGGUCAUCCCAUUCCUCCCGACGACAUCUUCCAUAUAAAUACCGCCCCUCCCUCAUCCCAUCUCCUCAUCACCCCUCAUCUCAAUCUACUCGACGUACAAGAUGUCUGAAGAAAUAACUAUCGGUUCCUAUCUUCUUGAGAGAUUAGCCCAACUUGGCGUUACCUCCAUGUUUGGAGUCCCCGGUGACUUCAAUCUAGGAUUUCUCGACUUGGUAGAAGAUCACGAAAAGAUCGAGUGGAUCGGCAACUGUAACGAGUUGAACGCUGCUUAUGCUGCAGAUGGCUACGCUCGCGUCAAACAAAACAGCCUCGGGGUUGUGCUCACUACAUUCGGUGUCGGUGAACUGAGCGCCAUCAACGGUAUUGCGGGGGCUUUCUCUGAAAUGGUCCCCGUACUUCACAUUGCCGGUGUCCCGAGCACUUCGCAACAGAAGAACAAGCCAAUGUUGCAUCACACGUUGGGCGAUGGCAGAUACGAUGCGUACCUUGAGGUCUCCAAACAAUUCACUUGGUCUCAUGCUCGGCUCAUGGACAAGUUGAGCGCAGCCUCUGAGAUCGAUCGUAUUCUCACCGACUGUAUUACAGUGGCCCGCCCAGUCUACCUGAUGCUUCCCACCGAUCUUGUCUAUCAGAAGAUCCCGCGUGGUCAACUUGACACGCCUCUUGCGCCCAGGCCACCACAGAAUGAUCCGGAGGUCGAAGAAUUUGUACUCAAUGAGAUCAUCAAGCUCGUUGAGCAGGCAGGCUCCGACGUGAUCAUUCUCAUCGACGCCUGUGCGAUCCGGCACCGUGUGAAGGACGAGGCGUGGGAGCUUAUCGAGAAGACUGGGUUCCCCGUAUACUCGGCCCCGAUGGGAAAGACAGCAGUGUGGGAGGGCUACGAGCGAUACGGCGGUAUCUAUGUCGGCUCCAUCUCGCAUCCCGAGAUCAAGGAGAAAGUCGAAUCUGCUAAACUCAUUCUCUCCGUCGGUGGCCUCAAGUCCGAUUUCAACACCGGCAACUUCACUUACCGCAUCCCUCAAGUCUCUACUAUCGAGCUCCAUUCUGACCACACCAUGGUGCAAUACGCUCGCUUCGCUAACAUCGGGAUGAAGCAGCUACUGCCGAAGUUGACCGCGCGCUUGCAUCCAUUCUCAGACGACGCGCGAGCCCUCCAUGUGCCGCGCUUUAGCGCUGUGCUCCCCACGGAUGACCCGAUGGGUGAGAUCAUCUCGCAGGCUUGGCUCUGGCCGCGCAUGGCUGCUUUUUUCAAAGAGAAGGAUGUUAUCGUAUCCGAAACUGGCACAUCGAGCUUUGGCGUGCUUGACGUACCGCUGCCUCGUGACAGCAUAUUCGUGAGCCAAAUCCUGUGGGGGAGCAUUGGGUGGACUGUCGGGAGCACCCUUGGGGCUGCUCUUGCGGCGCGCGAUAUGCAGCUGGGCCGCACGAUCCUGUUCAUUGGUGAUGGGAGCUUGCAGCUGACGGUGCAGGAGCUUUCUACGAUGAUGCGCCUCAGGCUCAAGCCCAUCAUAUUCGUGCUCAAUAAUAGCGGUUAUACCAUCGAGCGCUGGCUUCACGGCAAAGUGCGCAAGUACAACGACAUCGUCAAUUGGAAAUGGACCGAGCUUUUGACUGUCUUUGCGCCUGCCGAUCUCAAGCCCGCACCCAAGUCAUACACUGUCCAUAACAAGACCGAGUUGUCCAACUUGUUAGACGACAAGACGUUCGCGGCGGCCGAGACGAUUCAGCUUGUCGAGGUCAUGAUGGACCAAUUCGAUGCGCCUCAGGCACUCCAAAGGCAAGCGGAGCUGAGUGGUAAGACGAACCAGUACGUUGGGGAUUACGUUUAGAGCUGUGGGUCUGCCUACUGUGUAUCAAGCUUGAGAUGUUGUGUUUGUGUCUUUUUUUGGCUCUGUAUCGGUAGGACAAUAGUAGAUCUUGUAUGAAAACCAGGAAGUAAAUACAGCCCCUUCACUCUGGUGUAGUUUUCCUUCGGCGACUUGGGGCAUGUGACUGUAGUAGUGACUUCUCGGCCCCAUCCCGACGUAUACAUAUGAGUGAGCAUGUAAAGGCCC
This is a messenger RNA of Heterobasidion irregulare TC 32-1, 2064 nucleotides long. RefSeq lists its product as uncharacterized. Lineage: Eukaryota; Fungi; Basidiomycota; Agaricomycetes; Russulales; Bondarzewiaceae. The coding region runs from base 112 to 1839 and encodes 575 amino acids. The record is from RefSeq and is a predicted model, not a curated record. The transcript has 12 exons. Gene Ontology annotation, molecular function: carboxy-lyase activity; thiamine pyrophosphate binding; magnesium ion binding.